UUGUCCUGUUUUAACUGAAUUUCCUCAACGUUCAGUUUAUCGCCCUGACAUUGAAUCUUGAAAGAUAUCACUAGAAACAUCUGAUACCUACUCGUCACCCAAGAUGACUAUCUCAUUCACUAAAGCACUUCUUCUCUUGACGAGCGCUGUGGCGCUUACCACCGCAAACCCGAUUCCAGACGAAGCACAUAACACAACAUCUGCCGACAUGGGGAUUCUGGCCAAGCCGGACUUCUUCUGCAAUGACAAUGAACUUAGCAAGAAGUGCCGAGGCCCUCCCUAUAACUUUCGAUGCACCAAUGACAACCACAUCAAUUACGACGAACCUUAUUAUCAGUGCAGGGACAAGACAAGGUGCUCUUGUCACUAUCCAUGCAACAAUAUCAAGAUCUGUUAAUCACCUGAGGAUUGUGUGAAGAGGCCUGGACAGGAUUGGGUUGUAUGUCUAUCGAGUUCUACCCGAGAUGAAGUCUAGCGUGAUGUUGUACGCUCAGUCGUUAUUCAUUGCGCGGGAUGUAACGUUGGGAAGUUGAGUCAGGCACCAGGGACAAGUCAUCAACACAUGGUAAUCGAUUAGUCUAAAUAAAUAGAUAGUUACUGGGAUAGUUCAAAUGUGAAAGAUUAUCUCACAAUUAUACACAA
Fusarium graminearum PH-1 is the source of this 642-nucleotide messenger RNA. RefSeq lists its product as uncharacterized. The coding region runs from base 104 to 397 and encodes 97 amino acids. NCBI's taxonomy places the organism in Eukaryota, Fungi, Ascomycota, Sordariomycetes, Hypocreales, Nectriaceae. The transcript has 2 exons. The record is from RefSeq and is a predicted model, not a curated record.